This is a messenger RNA of Amblyraja radiata (thorny skate), 4482 nucleotides long. Its product is annotated as collagen alpha-1(XVII) chain-like. Gene Ontology annotation, cellular component: extracellular matrix. Bases 111 to 3038 code for a protein of 975 amino acids. NCBI's taxonomy places the organism in Eukaryota, Metazoa, Chordata, Chondrichthyes, Rajiformes, Rajidae. The transcript is spliced from 39 exons. The record is from RefSeq and is a predicted model, not a curated record.
GUGAUGCUGGAUUCCGCGGAUUGGAAGGCACGACAGGUCACACCGGGACACCCGGACGGGAUGGUGAGAAGGGACAAAAAGGAAGCACAGGAGAACACGGAGAGAAGGGAAUGAGGGGUUCUGCGGGCGAUGCUGGGCUGUCUGGGAGGGGCGAGAAGGGAGAGAGAGGUGAAAUGGGCUUCCCGGGGGCCACUGGAAUGAAAGGUUCGAUGGGACAACAAGGCUCUCCCGGCCAUCUAGGUCCUCCAGGUGCUCCAGGUUUCAAGGGCGAUUCAGGAUCUCCAGGUCCUAAAGGUGACAGAGGGUCGGAUGGAUCUCCCGGAGCGAAAGGUGACACAGGGGAGAGAGGAGCUCGUGGGCUGCAAGGUGAAGCUGGUCUCAGGGGUCUUCCAGGGGCCAUCGGAGAGCCUGGACGGAAGGGAUUGACCGGUGCUGUUGGUGCAGAUGGACGGCAAGGACUCAGAGGUGAACAGGGACCACGAGGGUUACCGGGAAAUCCAGGGGACCCAGGGGCACGAGGAGAGUCCGGACCUCCAGGGAAGAUCGUCCGUGCUGAAGGGAACCACAACACGGUGUUGGUGCCAGGGCCUCCCGGACCUCAAGGAGCACCAGGACCAUCCGGCCGAGCAGGGGAGAGCAUUGCUGGACCCCCGGGACCACAAGGAUCCGAAGGCCAGAAAGGCUCUUCAUUGGCCGGACCCCCAGGACCCCCAGGACCUCCAGGAACCACUGGAUCAGAAGGACGUCAGGGAUACAAAGGUGACCAGGGUGAACCAGGACUGCCCGGGCUCGCCGCACGAAGUGGAGACUCAUUCCGACUAGGACCCCCCGGACCAGCUGGACCCCCGGGACCUGCAGGACACAAGGGCAACCAAGGUGACCGUGGGGAGAUCGGAAUCCCAGGUGCUCCCGGCAUUCCUGGCCGGUCGGCUCUAGUGACCAGCACCAGAGGGCGAGUACAGGGACCCCCUGGACCACCCGGACCCCCAGGACCUCAGGGACAACCAGGAACGUCGGGCUCAGACUCCAGGAUCAGCAUCCGUCAGGCCGUGAUGGAGACCCUGCAGAGUGACGGAGUGCGGGGUGCGUUGUUGGGCCCCCCAGGUCCCCCCGGUCCCCCUGGCCGUACGGGGCCCCAGGGCGAGCGAGGAAGCCUGGACCGGCUGCAGUAUUCGGACAUCUCCAGCAGAGUCAUCGACUACCUGAGGAAUUCGGGGUCUGGGUUCGGGGAGCGUGGAGCCACUGGCCCUCCCGGACCGCCCGGACCCCCAGGGGCCCUGUCCCGGUCCGACCUGACUGUCUACCUGCAGGACGAGGAUGUGCUGCGUUACCUGCGCGGACCCCAGGGAGCCCGGGGGCCACGAGGAGACGGGGUCAGUCGCACUGAGAUGGAGGCUUACAUCACCGACUACAGCAGAAAUUCGGGGGCUGGGUUUGGGGGGCGUGGAGCCACUGGACCUCCAGGACCGCCCGGACCCUCCGGGGGCCUGUCCAGGGCCGACCUGACCGUCUACCUGCAGGACGAGGAUGUGCUGCGUUACCUGCGGGGACCCCAGGGACCGCCCGGAACCCGGGGGCCACGAGGAGACGGGGUCAGUCGCAUUGAGAUGGAGGCUUACAUCACCGACUACAGCAGAAGCUGGAGGGCCGGCUCUGGACAGCCGGGACCACCAGGACCACCGGGACCACCCGGCAGCCUCUCCGUGACUGGCGACCUCACCGCCCUCCUGCAGGAUGAGAACGUGCGCAAGUACCUGAUCGGCCCCCCUGGUCGCCCCGGGCCCGCUGGCCCCGCUGGACCCGCCGGGAGACCCGGCUACACCGAGACCGCGGGAGUGACCAACAUCCACCUGGACUACGGAGAUAUCACCGCCCGGCUACAGCAGUACCUCAGCAGUUCGGGGCUGAGUCUCGGGGCGAGAGGCCCCCCCGGUCCUCCGGGAGCCCCUGGUUCCGGUUCCAUGUCCAGCAGCCAGCUCCUGGCCCUGCUGCAGAGCCCGCGUUUCAGCGGGGUGAUCGGACAGUCUGGACCAGCUGGACCACGGGGGCUGCCCGGCCCAGCAGGUGCCCCCGGACUGGGAGGGAACCUCCGUGUGGAAGACGUGGUCACCUACCUUCAGAAUUCGGGCUACAGUGUGAGAGGGCCCCCUGGCCCACCAGGACCGGCAGGCGGCAGCUUAGGUUCCGAGGACCGGCAACAGCUCAAGAGCGAGAUCAUCGACUACUUCUCCAGUGACAGAAUGAGGCCCCACUUCGCUGGACCCCCUGGACCCCCAGGGCAGGUUGUAUACUCUGAACUUGCCCCACGAAUGAUCCAGUAUAUGCAAGAGAACGGACUGAUUGAUCCGCGAGUCUUCAGGAGAGGUGCUGGAGGGCACCACGGAGUGCUGUGGAGAGCGGGGACGUACAACAACGACACCAGCCUGGAGGGCUACAUGAGGGAUCACGGCUGGGUCCUCCACACUUCACCCCGAAACUCAGGCGUGCCGGGGGCAAGGGAGUGGCAGCAGUUUGACUGGGUGAAGGUGUUCAAUGGGAACAAGACAGCGUAUGAGGAGUACCUGAGAGACCACGGCUGGGCAGUGUCCACGUCCCACCACUCAGCAUCACCCAGCCAACCCCGCACUGACUGGCAGAGAGUCUUCAACGGCAACAGGACAGCGUACGAGGAAUACCGCAGAGCGUACGAGGCAGCCGGAGGCGAUGGUCAUCUAACACGGGCCGGAACACAGUCCCACCGCGCGUCUGCCGGCUCCUCGCAGGGGGUGGCUGGGUCGGGAGGGCGGCGUGAGGCCGAGGCAUCGUGGAGCUCGUCCCACGGAUCAUCCUCGUCGUCUGGCGGGGUUUGGAGUGAGGGAACCUACAGGAGCGAGGCCGAGAUUAAGGCGCUGAUGAAAGCGCAGCUCGGCGAUGAUUACAAUGCCUGGCUGUCACACUACAACCGGGGGGAGCGGCGGGACGGCGAGCGGAGACACAAAGCUGAAGGUCACACCUCACACCGGCGAGCCCGGAGCAAGAGAGCGGCUGCCCUCAAGUAGUCACCGACCCAGGAACGGAGCGAGGGGAGGGGGCUGUAAACCGCCCCUUAACUCACUCUCCAAUGCAACAGCUUAACGCCAAAAAAAAAAAGCAUGUCUAUCUCUUUUCUCAAAGCCUUUUGUAACAGUGCGGCUCUACUAUACUCAUACACCGCUCUCUCGAUCCACAGUGACCGACCUUACUGCCCAGUGUGCGACAGGCUGGGGUCACCACACUGGCCUCUCUCCUCCACCACCCUCUCAAAGACCCAGUGGGUCAACCCGCCCGUGCGUGAAUCACGACUCUUCACGCUCGCCAGCAGGGGCACCCAGCACUCUGCCUCUCCCCGUGCAUGGGAAAGUCAAAGCUUCACUUCUCCUGUCCCCUCCCCUCACCUACACCGUGCAGCACAAAGUCAAGGGGGGGGGGGGAACAAAACAAGUUACUCCUGGGGAAAGAGGUUGGUUUAGAACUCCAGCUGGGCAGUGGAAGGCCGAGGAAGGUCAGGGAACUGACGCUGGUGAGCCCUGGGGGCGGGGGUUGUCACUCCACACACAGUCACCCAGGGCCCUCACAGCCCCUCCUCCAUCAUUGGGCUGAGGCACGGCGUGGGAAGGCAGGGUCUGUCUGUAUACAGUGGGGGGGGGGGGGGGGAGACAACACCAGUUUACUAUAGACUUUAGAGAUAGAGCAGAAACAGGCCCUUCGGCCCACCGAGUCCGUGCCGACCCAGCGAUCACCCCAUGCACAAGCACUAUCCUACAUACACUAGGGACGAUUUACAAUUUUACAGAGGCUAAUGAACAUACAAACCCGUAUGUCUUUGGAUUGUGGGAAGAAACCGGAGCACCUGGAGAAAAGCCACGCGGUCACAGGGAGAAGGUACAAACUCCACAUAGUCAGGAUGGAACCCGGGGUCUGGUGCUGUAAGGGCAGCAACUCCACCGCUGCGCCACAGUGCCGUUAUCACCAAGAGUGUCUCGAACAAGGGGAUGGUCUCAACACAAGGGGAUGGCCACUGAGGGGCGGGUCGAGAUUUAUCUGGCAGACAGCAGAGAACCUCUGGAAUUGACAGUUGUGGAGGCAGGGUCAUUGGAAGCAUUUAACGGAGCUGCAUACACUUGUGAACGAUCCGGGGACUGAAGGCUUUGGGGAAUUGGCAGGGAGGUUGGAUCACAUUGAACAGUAGGAUGGGUGUGAGAGGCCGAGUGGCCUGCUCCUGUUUUCCCAUGCAGCAUGAAGUGUGGCCAUUCCUGAGGAGCGAAGCCACAUCUGUGUCUUCAGUCACCGCCCAUUCCCUCCCUCCCUCCCUCCAUCUCCGCUCCUGCUUCAGUGCUUCUCUCUGCUGGCAAGGGUCAUGAAUGCAUUUCCUUUCAAAUUCCAGCUGAUGCUUUUACAGCCUGCCUUAUUUAAAUCAUAAAACUUCUUUUAUGGAAUAAAGAUUUUAAAUGAAAUAAAGUGAAA